ACAGAGUAAAGUAAGAUUUUAAGCAAAGAAGCAAGAACUGUUCAUUGCCUUAGCAAAUUUUCAACGUUGUCAGAAUGGAAGACAUGGUAAGAGCGGAAAAUCCCGUGGGCCAAACAGACAAGAGACAACAGAUUCUAAACACAAAUCCAUGUACCACUGAUUGCCUUUCAAGUCCAUUGACUCCAAAAUCCUUUCUAAUUUUUCUGUCUUAUAAAUAAAACUCCUGCCCUGUUUCCUACAAGGUCAGGAAGAAACAAAACCAGAGCUCCCUAUGCAUUCAUAGCUUCACUGAAUUUUGCCUGUUACGAUGUCUACCUCUCGCAUUUUUGAUGAUUAUACUCCUAAAAUGAAAACCAAAAGCAGAGCUUACCUGUACUGGAACUACUCCAGAGCAAAGCUUGGCUUUCCUGCUGUUUUUCUCUUCUGUUUUCUAUUCUUUAUCGCUGGCUUCCUCAGUUCAAGCCUUCGCUCUCAGUCUCAGAAGGAGGUUUCUGGAGUUAGGCAAAGAGGGAGACAGCUCGACUCGGUGGAGUAUGACUUGAUGGCACAUGGAAAAACUGGAGAUGAUUCUAUUUCUAUUAUUCCAUUUCAGGUUAUAAGUUGGAGGCCGCGUGCUUUUUAUUUUCCAAAAUUUGCAACUCCAGAGCAAUGCCGACACAUAAUUAACAUGGCAAGGUCAAACCUUGAACCCUCCAAAUUGGCUUUGCGGAAGGGAGAAUCAGAAAAGCCGCAGAAUGUUAGAACAAGCAUGGGCACGUUUCUUAGUGCUUCUCAAGAUGGUACUGGGGUUUUGGAUGCCAUUGAAGAAAAAAUAGCAAGGGCCACAAAGCUUCCAAGGACACACUAUGAGGAUUUCAAUGUGUUGCGCUAUGAGCUCGGACAAAAAUAUGAUUCCCAUUUAGAUGCGUUCCCUCCUGAACACUAUGGCCCACAGAAGAGCCAAAGGGUUGCUACCUUUUUGGUGUACUUAUCAGAUGUUGAAGAAGGAGGGGAAACUGCAUUUCCAUAUGAGAAUGGCUUGAGCAUGGAUGGAAGUUUUGAUUUCAAAAAAUGUAUUGGUCUGAAAGUGAAGCCACGCAUGGGGGAUGGAUUUCUAUUUUAUUCCUUGUACCCCAAUAAUACAAUCGAUCCAAUAUCACUUCAUGGGAGCUGUCCAGUAAUCAAAGGGGAAAAAUGGGUGGUUACAAAGUGGAUCAGGGAUCAGCAAAGUCCUUUUUAGGUUUCUGUCUAUGAUAGUUCGUGAUAAUUUUGCUUUGAUCUGCAUUCGGCACUGGGCAUCCCGUCCUACCCCAUCCAUUAGGUUUUCUAAUUAGUCUCAAUAAGAAAAAUUCUCAUUCAAUUGUUGGAAAAAGAAGAAUCAGUUUAUACAGAUUUCAUUUGUACAUAAACAUAAUAGCAAAACAAAAAUAACAAUAGUAUUUGCAGAAGUAGACAGAUUUCAUCCAUCUUUUGAUAAUUUCAAUUGAUUAAGACUUGCUAUAGAAAUACAGUAGGAGAAUAUAAUUUCAUAAUCCAUUCAGCCAACUGGAUCUUUUCCUGUGACCAAUACAAUGCAGUCUAUUUGGACGACUCCAAUGCCUUAAAAGUAAAUCAGGGAAUGCUUUCUUAUAUUUUAUUCUGUCAGCCGUGAGUCAAAGGAUAUAACAAGGCACAAGCUUCUUAUCUUCCUACUUUAGACAAGCUUUAAACUACAACAGAUAAAACCCAGAAAAAGGAUAAUCAAACUCAGUUUCAAACAAAACAAGAUUCUGAAUGAAUCUUGUCACGCCUCAGGCUUUUGCAAUUCUAUUAAUAUAAACUCCUAAAACACAAAUCUCAACCUUCUUAACAUUCAAGAGGCACACUGCUGCAUUAACCCACCUUUGAACUGCACCUUUCUCGUUAGCGGAUUUCUUGAGCAUAAGUCCUCCUAUCAUUCCCGGCCGAUUACUGAACUUGUGGAGCAGAAUCAAAACUGGUUGUAAAACAAGUUGAAAUGUAUUGGCCAAAACUUACAGGGGAAUUCAAUGGUCAACUGUUACUGGCUGACCACCACAUCGCUUGUAGUGUAGUUUCUCAGAAGACAUCCAACGAGGUUAUCACUAUAACUUAGGUAAUCCAUGAAACUUGGACUUCAUAUAGGUUCUUCUCUUUGUCCUUUUUGCGUAUGUUGAAUGCCUCCCAACAUAUGCUUCACCAUCAAUUUGAAGGUCCAGGAUAAUGUUCUGUUUAAUCAUUCACUUCGAUCAGUGGCUAUGA
Molecule: messenger RNA, 2238 nt
Organism: Theobroma cacao (cacao)
Lineage: Eukaryota; Viridiplantae; Streptophyta; Magnoliopsida; Malvales; Malvaceae
Product: putative prolyl 4-hydroxylase 9
Biological process (GO): peptidyl-proline hydroxylation to 4-hydroxy-L-proline
Cellular component (GO): endoplasmic reticulum
Molecular function (GO): iron ion binding; L-ascorbic acid binding; procollagen-proline 4-dioxygenase activity
Source: RefSeq, a predicted model, not a curated record